This is a messenger RNA of Oncorhynchus masou masou (cherry salmon), 2382 nucleotides long. Its product is annotated as zinc finger protein 480-like. Gene Ontology annotation, biological process: regulation of transcription by RNA polymerase II. The coding region runs from base 89 to 1339 and encodes 416 amino acids. Gene Ontology annotation, molecular function: DNA-binding transcription factor activity, RNA polymerase II-specific; RNA polymerase II cis-regulatory region sequence-specific DNA binding. NCBI's taxonomy places the organism in Eukaryota, Metazoa, Chordata, Actinopteri, Salmoniformes, Salmonidae. The transcript has a single exon. The record is from RefSeq and is a predicted model, not a curated record.
GGAAGUAUAAUUGAUAAUUGUUUUGUUUUGUAGAAUGAACCUGGCGUAGACGCAUUGAACUGAAUACCGAACUCUCAGUCCUCUGAAAAUGUCUAAACUACAGUCUUUGAGUGUGUUUAUUAGUGAGCGCUUAAUGGUGGCUGCAGUGGAGAUUUUUGACAUAGUAGAGAAAGUGAUAAAGGAGUAUCGGGAAGAGAUUUCCCGAUCUCAACAUGAGAAUGACCGGCUUCAGAGACUUCUGAGGAUCGCACCCGAGAUAAAACGAUGUGGAACAGACUCCCACAAGUUCUUGCUCGCUGUCUCUGGGGAGGAGGUUACCCCCGAGCAGCAGCACUGUGAGCAGGAGAGCCCCAGUCUGGGACAGGAGGACCCAGAGCCCACACAGAUUAAAGAGGAACAGGGGGAAAUCAGGACCAGUCAGCAUGUAGGGCAGCUUCAAGGGCUGAAGGCUGACAUCAUAGAGUUUAUAUUCACUCCUCCCGGUGUGAAAAGUGAAUGCGAUCAGGUGGAUCAACUUCAGUCCUUGACUCUUUCCCAGACUUUGGAGUACAGAGAGAGUGACUCAAAACCAAUGAAUCUAAAACCUUUUGUCAGUGUAACCCACCUUGACAAUCCCUGUGACCCUCCAGAUAGUCAAGACAAUGCAUCCAGCCACAGCUCAGCCGUAAGCAGCAAUCCAGUAGGACUUUACGUCAUCCCACCAUUGGAUACCAACACACCAUUGAAGAAACCCAGCACCACAUCUAAAAAACACAAGGGGACCCUCAAUGAGCAUAUAAAGGCUCAUACUGGAGAGAAACCAUUUAGCUGUGGACAUUGCGGUAUAAUCUUCAAUCACAAGGGGACUUUUCACAGGCAUAUUCUGACUCAUACACGAGAGACAUUAUUUAACUGUGGUGACUGUGGGAAAAGUUUCAAGGAGAAGGGAGACCUAACCAAACAUCUAAUGAUUCACACAGAAGAGAAACCUUUAAGCUGUGGCGAUUGUGGAAAAUGCUUCCGACACAGGGGACAUCUGAACAGGCACAUACAGACUCACACACGAGAAACAUUAUUUAACUGUGGUGACUGCGGGAAAAACUUCAAUCGCAUAGAGCACUUGAACGUGCAUACAUUGACUCACACAGGAGAGAAACCAUUUAGCUGUGGUGACUGUGGAGAAAGCUUCCGACACAAAUAUAGGCUUAAAAAGCAUAUACUGACUCACACAGGAGAGAUUUUAUUUAAUUGUUCUGGCUGUGGGAAAAGCUUCAGACAUAAAGUGAACCUGGAUAGUCAUAUACUGGUAGUCCACAAAGAAAGAAAUCAGGAUGAAAGUGGAAAGAAAAUUAAGACUUAAGACAGAUAUUCUGUCAGGAGAUGGGAAUGAAGGUAGUGGGGGCGUUGAGGUGGUGAUGGGUUGGGUCGGAGGUCAUAGUCUCUGCUUUCCCAGUGGGUGGCUCUUUUUUUAUAUCCCUUUAUCCCUUCCAUGCUUUGAUCUAAUAAUAUCUGGGAAUUGAUUUGUAAUCAAAACAAACAAAAAAUAAUAAUUCCCAUAAUAAAGUUAGAUUUUUUUAAGAAACCAGAAUUAUGCUUUGUUUUGGAAUGUCUUUCAGGGUGAUGAGAUAAUGGUGAUACUGAUGUUAUUGGUGUAAAAUAUUGUAUACUUUAGGCAAAAAUAAAGACAUUUAAAAAUAUAUAUAAUAAAAAAAUAACCAAUCAUCAAGUCCUUGAUGUUAAACAGGUCUAGUGCUUGGCUAAAACAAAAAUGUGCACUCGUGUAUCUCUGUUGAUAUACAAAGAAAUAACCAUGAAACGGCCGAUAUCAAUUACUUUUUCUCCUGGUGAUGGUGCUGUGGCAAAUAUGUGUAAUCUUUUUGUUCCUCAUCAAAUAAAAUCAGAAUUCACUUGUGUGCCAUCACAAGGUUAAUCUCUCGUGGACAGAUCGACGUAAACACAUAACUGGUACCAUAGAAUAUGUCGGAAAGGAAUGGUAUGCGUUGGAUAUCUAGCAGAAGUAGUUCCGGUGAUUUGGGUUUGUCCUCAUUGGUUAUUUGGACAAAUCACAAUUUCGCAUGUGUUAGCAUUUUUCGAAUUUCGGGCCGUAAUUUGCAAAAAGAGAGGUUGGAGCUCCUCGUUCUAGCAUCUCUUCUCAGAACCCAGAACAUAAUCGAGCAGCUGACCAAUUACAUGAGACUUUAGUUCUGGGUUAAAAGAGAUUAUCAUAACAAAAUCAACUCUGGUUAUUAUUACCCCAAUACAUUCUCUGAAAGGAUGUUAUCCUCUGAACUUUGAAUAAUAGCCCAUCUGGUUUGUUUGAUCAACAGAAUGAUACAGUAGCAUCAUCUGUUAUUAUAAGUCUGUUAAUAUUAUGUGCAAUAAUUUUGCAUUUGAACUGCAACU